GCCCUGGCCGCCUCGUAGCUCGUCUCCCCCUCCAAGUUCUGCCCCAGGUCCAGGUCCCUGAAGUUGACGUACGCCGCCCGGGGCCUGGCGCUCGCGUACGGCGUCAUGAACCGGUGCACGCCACGCACCCACGCCAGGUGCGCGUCCUCGUACGACACGUUGGCGUCGCCGCCCCACUUGACGAAGUACUGCACGUUGUACAGGUACCCUCGCCGGUGCGCGUACGGCGUGUCCGACUCCGGCGUCUCGCUCAUCGCCCCGCCCUGCGGGUCCACGUCGACGGACCCGCCCCUGUCCUCCACGACCCUGGCGAGGAGCCCGCCCAGCCCGGCCGCGGGGAUCGGGGACGUCAGGUGGGCGCUCAUCUCGGCGACCAUCCCGCUGCAGUUCCCGAGGAACAGUGACUUGAAGGUCACCGAUGGAUGCCUCUCGCCGGCGUCGUCGACCUCCGGCUCCAUGGCCACCUUCACGAACAGGUCCUCGGGAAGCGCGUGCGCCACGCGCUGCCAUUUUGUCAGGAGGCGGACAGCCGCCUGGGUCUGCCGCUGGUCCCCGCGGCGCACGAGGCGGCGCACGGUGAAGGCGGAAACGACGGGCGGCACGGGAACCAGCCGCACCGUCCAGGAGACCACGACGCCGAAGCUCCCGCCGCCGCCGCCGCGGAUCGCCCAGAAGAGGCCCUCGCCCAUGGCGGCGCGGUCCAGGAGCCUCCCCUCGGCGUCCACCACCUCGGCGUCGACCACGUUGUCCGCGCCGAGGCCGUGCUUGCGCAUCAUGGGCCCGAACCCGCCGCCGCUGAGGUGGCCGCCGACGCAGACCGUGGGGCAGAUCCCCGCGGGGAACCCGAGCGCCCCGCCGCUCUCGCGCGUCACGGCGUAGUAGAGCUCCCCGAGCGUGGCGCCCGGGCCGGCCCGCGCCACGCGGCGCCCGGCGUCCACGCGGACGUCGCGGAGCGCGGCGACGUCGACCACGGCGAAGGGCCGGGCGCCCGCCACGGAUCGGUAGGAGAGGCCCUCGUAGUCGUGGCCGCCGCUGCGGGCCCGGACCGUGAGGCCGUGGCGCCUGCAGCAGGUGACGCAGGCCCGCGCCUCGGCGACGGUCGCCGGGGUCAGCAGCAGCGCCGGGCGCGGCGUCCGCGGGGACGCGAAGCGGAGGUUCUGGAUCGUGGCGUUCAGAAGGGAAGGGUACGAAGCGGCCGACGGGGCGUGGACGAGCCUGGACGUGUCGGUGGUGGCCGGCGAGAGGCGCGCGACGCAGCGGACGAAGCUCCCGUGGAGGGCGCCGCCGCCGCCUUGCUCCUGCGGGGAACAAGUCUGGGCGAGGAGCAGCAGGAAGAGGAAAGGGAGGUGCCAGGAUCUUGGUCGCACAGCCGCCUUCGUCUUGCUCAUCAUCUCUUGCACUUACACGGUUACACCUACUCUCUUGCCUUGCCUCGGGUGUGCUUUUGUGGAUUAGUUAGUAACUUGAGACGCUGAUGGCCUUUGAAAAAUAUGAAAACAGAGUGAUAAAAUAAUAUACUGGACACUAAUUUUACAAAAAUUCACUGGAACCCAGGCAUAAGAUAAUUCGCGGCAGCAGCAGGUGGGAAAGAGAGCGGUCGCCGUUGCACCGUCGUUUUCAGGUGCCGCCAGCUUUCAACGUUAGCUCACCGUCACUGGUGGCGUUUCCUGUAUGCGUAGGGAAGGGGUAUCGAGGUGAGUGGCAUUGUUGAGAUGAAGACGAUGGCAGCUGACGGGCGCUCUGCAGCCAUGUAUGAUAUGUAUUGGCAUGUUCUAGGCCAGAAAGGGGCAAUCAAAGAUACUUGAUGUAUGUGUUGUAUGUGUUUUAUAUAUGUAUGUGUCUAGAUUUAUUAUCGAUCAUUUAAAUAGACA
Molecule: messenger RNA, 1871 nt
Organism: Zea mays
Lineage: Eukaryota; Viridiplantae; Streptophyta; Magnoliopsida; Poales; Poaceae
Source: RefSeq, marked validated